UUUAUGAUCUCUUUUUGCAGAGGUAAAAAAUCCAAUCCUCAUGAGCUACAACUCUGAUAUGUGUGAGUCCAGAUGGUGUGAACAAGGCUGUGAUGAGAACACAGGACGAUGUAUUUGUCGCAAAGGUUACAAACUAGAUUUAAAUGAAAAAUGUGCUGAUGUAAAUGAGUGUUCAGAUGGUACAGCUCAAUGUCAUGCGUAUGCAGGUUGUCUAAAUACAAAAGGAAGCUAUCAGUGUGUAUGUAGUGGUGAAUAUUAUGGUGAUGGACAGUCUUGCCAAGAAUGUUCUGCACCAUGUGAAAAAGGAAUGUUUGAAGUGCAGCCAUGUUCAGAUAAGGAACAGAAAAUCUGCGAAGAAUGCACAAAGGACUGUGGAAAAGGAUAUUAUAUGCACCGUCAGUGUGGACUCACAUUUAAUGCCAAAUGCAGAAGUAAGUGAUGAUAUUUUUCAUGUAUUUGUAUCUUUUGUACUGCUUUAGUCAAUAUUUAUAGUGGAUGAUUGUUGUAGCUCU
Octopus bimaculoides (California two-spot octopus) is the source of this 512-nucleotide messenger RNA. Its product is annotated as signal peptide, CUB and EGF-like domain-containing protein 1. The record is from RefSeq and is a predicted model, not a curated record. NCBI's taxonomy places the organism in Eukaryota, Metazoa, Mollusca, Cephalopoda, Octopoda, Octopodidae.